CUAACCUACCAACUCACCCUGGAUGCCGCUAAGGAAGUAAUGGAUAUCAAUGGCCAAUCUUCGCAUCGGGACGGGUUCACUGGGCCGCGUUGAAGGCAGAUCAGGUUGCGAACAGGAGAUCGAAACCCAUGCACAUCCUUGAAACACAGGAUUUUCAUCUCUCUCUCGAGACGAGCAAGGAUGUGUGGUGGGAUCAGCCGCGGUUUUUUCCUUCACAGCGCGACCACGGCCGGUUCCCCCUGGUUGACCCAUAAUGACGACAGAUCUGGAAUAUCUCUUUUCCCAACAGCGAUCGAUAUCCAUAUAUUUGGCUCGAGGUCCAGGGUGAAAUGAUCCAGGCGAUAGAUGCAGUCAAGAUUGAACUGAUCCAAAGUCGUUGAAAUAUCUUGUUCCCUUGAUCACUCUUGACCCCGCACUCCUUGAUUGAACUGCUUCCCCGCAUGUCUCCUUUGCUCGAAAGAUCAGAAGCCCUGGAGGAGCUGGAGGACCAGGCGACCUGCCCAGACCAUCCUGGAAGAAUCCAGAGUCCUGACGGUCAUGCUUAUGGUUCCAAUGGAAUCGAUCGCUCCCUAGAGGCGCACAACCCACGCAAUGCCUCAUCGCUCGACUCCGCGGGACUAAGUUCCAAUCUCGGCAGAACUUCGGCAGAAGAGUUGCAUGACCUUAUAUGCGUCGGAUUCGGCCCUGCUUCUCUCGCCAUAGCAGUUGCUCUCCAUGACAAGGUCCAGGAGCUAGGCCGGGAACCAACCUCUGUGGCACCCAAAGUUACAUUUCUGGAGCGCCAGCCUCGUUUUGCGUGGCACUCGGGGAUGCUGGUGCCCGGCUCGAAGAUGCAGAUAUCGUUCAUCAAGGACCUUGCAACUCUUCGAGAUCCUCGCAGUGAAUUCACCUUCCUGAACUAUCUGCGGAGCAAAGAUCGCCUUCUCCAGUUUGCAGGCCUCGGAACUUUUCUUCCGGCACGCUUCGAGUUUGAAGACUACAUGCGAUGGUGUGCAGAUAGAUUCUCAGAUGUGGUCGAGUACAACCGCGAGGUCUUGGAUGUUGUGGCAAGGGACGGUAACAUCGACACGGAAUCCGUCGAUUACUUUACGGUACGAUCCAGGGAUCUCAAGACGGGAGACACGGUAACUCAAAGGGCUCGAAAUGUGGUUAUUGCAGUCGGUGGAAAGCCAAGGAUACCCCCGGAGUUUCCAAAAGACAAGCGGGUAAUGCAUUCAUCAGCCUAUUGCACUUCGUUGCCAGGACUUCUGCCCGACAAGCUCAGGGACUAUCACAUCGCCGUUGUAGGAGGUGGACAGAGUGCCGCCGAGAUCUUCCAUGACCUCCAGAGCCGUUAUCCAAACUCCAAAACGACUCUCAUCAUGAGAGACACUGCCUUGAAGCCUAGCGACGACUCUCCGUUCGUCAACGAGAUAUUCAACCCGGAGCGCAUCGAUACGUUCUAUUCUGAGCCUGAGCCUAAACGACGGCGGCUCCUAUCGGAUUAUCGCCACACCAAUUACGGGGUCGUCCGUCUCGAACUAAUCGAGAAGAUAUACUACGACAUGUACCUCCAAAAAAUCAAAUGUCCAGAAGAAUCAAAGUGGAACCAUCGCAUACUUUCGUCCUGUGGCGUGAAGAUGGUAGAAACCAUCGAGAACGGAGGGAAAUUACAACUGUUCCUUGACUCUGCCGGCAUGGAGAACGAUGACCUUACUGUCGAUGCCCUCAUCGUGGCAACUGGCUACGUUCGGGAUGCACAUGAAGACAUGAUGCAGCCGAUAGAGUUCCUUCGGCCGAGCGAUCAUGAGAACUGGAAGGUCCAAAGGGAUUAUAGGGUUAAGUUGGACGAGAGCAAAGUGGAUCAUCGUGUAGGAAUUUGGCUUCAAGGGUGCAAUGAAUUAACUCACGGGAUAAGCGAUACCUUGCUCUCGGUGCUUGCGGCCCGUGGAGGUGAUAUGGUGGAUGCGAUAUUCGGCAAGAACCUUGAACAUACCAUUGCGAACAAAAAGUGACAGUGAAAACGGUGUUUCUCAUCCUGUGGCUUUGCUCGAUUUUCGGGAUUACAAUGCCUCUUGACCUUCUCUUUUCUUUUUCCAUUUUUAUUUUCGCAGGUAGUUAAACAUAUCGCCCUUCGGGUUUAAACAGCUAAUGAAUAUGUUAGGCUAAAUCUCGCAGA
Messenger RNA from Coccidioides posadasii C735 delta SOWgp, 2158 nucleotides. RefSeq lists its product as uncharacterized. Gene Ontology annotation, biological process: intracellular iron ion homeostasis. NCBI's taxonomy places the organism in Eukaryota, Fungi, Ascomycota, Eurotiomycetes, Onygenales, Onygenaceae. The record is from RefSeq and is a predicted model, not a curated record.